This is a messenger RNA of Stegodyphus dumicola, 2120 nucleotides long. It is a transcript of the gene eIF2Bepsilon, whose product is annotated as eukaryotic translation initiation factor 2B subunit epsilon. Gene Ontology annotation, molecular function: guanyl-nucleotide exchange factor activity; translation initiation factor binding; translation initiation factor activity. Gene Ontology annotation, cellular component: eukaryotic translation initiation factor 2B complex. The record is from RefSeq and is a predicted model, not a curated record. Gene Ontology annotation, biological process: biosynthetic process. NCBI's taxonomy places the organism in Eukaryota, Metazoa, Arthropoda, Arachnida, Araneae, Eresidae.
AAUAUGGCACCCGUAGGAAAGAGUGUUAGGUCGUCUGCUAAGGAAGAUCUGAAACAGCAGGAAAUAACCCAAGCUGUUGUUAUCGCUGAUAACUUCAGUGAUAAAUUUUCUCCAUUAACAUUGGAAAAACCUGCUGUGUUUCUUCCUCUGGUUAAUAAAACUCUUCUAGAUUAUAUUUUGCAAUCUUUAGAGGAAUGUGGAAUACAGGAAACAUUUGUAUUUUGCUGCUCUCAUAAUCAAUUAAUCCGAAGCUAUGUUAGUGAAUCUCGAUGGUCUGAUCCUUCUUCAUCUAUGUCUGUGACAGUUAUCAGUUCUACAAGUUUUAUGUCAAUGGGUGAUAUAAUGAGGGAACUGGAUUCUAAAGCUCUCAUACGUUCAGAUUUUGUGCUUCUUCGAGGAGAUGUUAUUACCACUUUUGCACUUAGCAAUAUAUUGGAAGAACACAGGAAGCGCAGACAAGAGGAUAAAGGAUGUGCCAUUACUUUAGUGUACAGGAAAGCUUUUCCAAAGCAUUCAACACGUUGUAAAGAACAUGACUUUUUAAUUGCUGUUGAAGCAGUUACACAAAAAAUACGAUUUUAUCAAAGGAUUAAUAAUAAAAAAAUUUUGCAUGUGCCUUUAGAAGUAUUUCAAGAAAAUGAUGAAGUCACUAUCCAUUAUGAUCUUUUAGACUGUCAUAUUAGCAUUUGCUCUCCUUGCGUUCCCCCUUUAUUUUCAGACAAUUUCGACUAUCAGAAUUUGGAUGAUUUUGUCAAAGGCUUAAUUGUUAAUGAAGAGCUUUUAGGUAAUUAUAUGUACAUUCAUAUUGCAAAAUCAGGUUAUGGAGCUUGUGUAUCUAACUUGUAUAUGUAUGAUGCUAUCAGUCAAGAUAUUUUAAGUCGUUGGUCGUACCCAAUUGUUCCUGACCUGGCAGAACGAAAUGGGGAGAAAUAUUCAUAUUCAAGGCAUAAUAUAUAUAAAGGUUCAGAUGUUGAAAUUGGAAGGAACUGCAUAUUGAAACAGAAUGUUGUUAUAGGUAAAGGUACAAAAAUUGGUGACAAUACUAUAAUUACAAACUCUGUUAUAGGCAGGAAUUGUAAGAUAGGAGAGAAUGUUGAAAUAAAAGGCUCUUAUUUGUGGAAUGAUGUAUCACUUGGGAAUAAUUGCAAACUGAAUACAUGUUUGCUUGCAGAAAAUGUUGUUUUACAUAAAAAUGUGACUAUUAAGCCUGGAUGUGUUUUAGGAAGUGAGGUAAUCAUUGAUGAUAAUAUUACUCUCCCACCUCUUACAAAAUUACUAGCUAGUAUGUAUACAGAUGAAGAUAGUUUUGGAGAAGAAGAAUUUCCUGAUGAGCAGAAACCAAUUCAUGAACAAACUUGUGAUAAACACUUAGUUGGUGAAAAAGGUAGAGGCUUUUUAUUCUCAGCUACGAGUGAUAGUGAAGAAGAAGAUGUUGGUGAUGUCCAGGAUGUUUGGGGAGCACCAAAAGAAGAAAAUUUAUCUGAUGAAGAUGACACAGCUGAAACAUCUAGUUCUGCCAUUUUAAGUCCUGGAGAUGGGUUAUCCGAUGAAAGUGAUGGACCUGUGGAUGAUUAUGAUGAUGAUACUGCCCUUUUCUAUAAUGAAGUCCUUGAAAGUCUGCAAAGAGGAAUUGAAGAAAAAGUCAAGAGUGAAAAUAUGAUUUUGGAAAUAAAUUCAUCAAAGCAUGCUUAUAAUGUUACAAUGAAAGAAGUCAAUACCUUGCUGAUAAAGGCUAUCUUGAAAAUUCCUCUUGAAAUUCAAAAGGACCUUACUGCACAGCAGUACUUAGCAAAAAUAAAAACAAGCUUGACUUUCUUUCAGCCCUUAAUUUCAAACUACAUUAGAAGUGCAGAGUCACAAUUGGAUUGCCUUUCAUCUGUUGAGGAAUUUAUGAAGAAUCAUGAAGAUUUGGCACCAGCUGCUGUAAAGGUCAUACAUUUUUGGUAUGAUCGUGAUAUACUAAAUGAGCCUGUGAUACUCAAAUGGUUUUCAAAUCUAACAUCUGAAAAUGAUAGAAUUCGAAGCCAGGUUAGUUCAUUUAUUAAAUGGCUUCAAGAAGCAGAUGAAGAAUCUUCCGAAGAUUAAAUACUUGAAAAAUAAAUGUUUUUAUUUUUCCAAUA